AUGAUGGCGGAGCGCAACGUGCAAUAUGGGCCCUCGCAUUCUCAUCAACCCUUAGGCUGGGGUUUCUGGCGGAACUGUCUCCUGCUCGGUCUCUGGAUGUUCUUAUCACUUGACUCCGCGGCAGCGCACUUGGAGGGGCUACUCGUAGAACAAAAUGACGCGUUCUCGCCAAGUGACCCAAGUCCGCCAACGCCUAGCGUUCGAUACGCCGUUGUUAUUGAAGGUGGAAGCACUGGCACGCGACUGCAUAUUCACGCCUUUUCCGUGUCAUCCCGAUACCUCUCCACUGCCUUUUACCGGAAUGCUGCGGGGAGCGGUUCCUUGCCGUCACUGCAUACUUACUCUGAACGACCAGAAGAUGUAACCAAAUCUCUGGGGCCGCUGAUAGAACACGCAUUGGAUGCUAUUCCAGCCACACAACAUGCUUGCACGCCGCUCUUCAUGCGGGCUUCAGCGGGGAUUCGGUUAUUAAGUCCGCCACACUGGGACGGCCUUCUCAGCUCUGUUGAAAAAUUUCUGCGAGACAGCAGUGUCUCUCCAUUCCCUGUCCCUCACGAUGGGGUUGGAAUCAUGGAGCCGGGAGAAGAUAUGAUGUACGCUUGGAUCGCUGCGCGCCAUCUUUUGCAAGAUUCCAAUGAUGUCGCCAUCCUCUCGCUGGGUGGGGGCAAUGCCGAAGUUGUAUUCGAGCCCAGCGUAGGCUUCGACGACUACAAAUACUCUUUGCGGCUGGGCAACCGCACACACGAUGUCUACCGCCGGACCUUUGACCACACUGGGCUUCACACGCUGCGCCAGCAGGUCUACAGCCACAUCGUGGGUGUCUCCCAUGAUGCUCGCAUCAGCAACCCGUGCAUUGCGAAAGGGAAGACCGAAUAUGCAACACUUUAUCCCGGCGUAUAUGAAGGGGGAACAUACAUCAUGGACGGCACGGCCAUUGGUGACUACGAGGCGUGCACCACCAUCGUCGACACUAUGCUCGCUCCGACCUUUGACAACGCGAAUAUCCUGAUUAUCGACCCCCGGACACAAAUCUGGCUGAUGUGGUAUUACACGGACCGCAUCCAGCCGCUCCUCACCGAAGAAGACGACCUGCAGACCAUCACAGUCGGCAAGAUUGCGGGGCUUGCGCAGACGGUCUGUGCUGGGCCGGAAGCAUGGGCCGACGUCUGGGGCGCGUCGAAGAUUGUGGACCGACUCUCUCAAAGGCCGAGCUGGUGUCUGGAUCUCACGAUCAUCCACCGCGUUUUGACUAAUGGGUUUCGGCUGGAGGCAGCGAGAGAGGUGAUGGUGGGACGGAGCGUUGCAAAGACAGAGCCACAUUGGACGAUUGGGGCAGCAAUGCAGCUGAUGCAGAAUACGCCGGGUGUCUGUCGUUGA
Mycena indigotica is the source of this 1377-nucleotide messenger RNA. RefSeq names its product Nucleoside phosphatase GDA1/CD39. Gene Ontology annotation, biological process: protein N-linked glycosylation; nucleoside diphosphate catabolic process. Gene Ontology annotation, cellular component: membrane; Golgi apparatus. The transcript has 3 exons. The record is from RefSeq and is a predicted model, not a curated record. Lineage: Eukaryota; Fungi; Basidiomycota; Agaricomycetes; Agaricales; Mycenaceae. Gene Ontology annotation, molecular function: GDP phosphatase activity; UDP phosphatase activity. Bases 1 to 1377 code for a protein of 458 amino acids.